Molecule: messenger RNA, 1395 nt
Organism: Penicillium verhagenii
Lineage: Eukaryota; Fungi; Ascomycota; Eurotiomycetes; Eurotiales; Aspergillaceae
Product: putative zinc metallopeptidase
Exons: 1
Coding region: 1-1395 (464 amino acids)
Molecular function (GO): hydrolase activity, acting on carbon-nitrogen (but not peptide) bonds, in cyclic amidines
Source: RefSeq, a predicted model, not a curated record
AUGCCUCCUCCUAGAUUAAGUGAGAAAAUUGACUCAAUUCAAGGAGUACGAAUUGCAGGGCACCAGUCUACUUGGAACAUCAAUUUGGAUUAUUCUGCAGGUUCUCAGGGCACAGUAAAAUCAAUCACCCCGCACGAGUCUUCCCGAGAUGUCAUUCAAGCGCCCCUCGCUUUACCGGCCCUGACCCACCCUCAUAUUCAUUUGGACAAAGCAUUCGUCCACAACUCGAAUAAAUAUUCGCACCUUCUCCCUCGUACAGGCACAUUUCAAGAAGCCUUAUCAUCCACCACUAAGGCCAAGGAGAAUUUCACAUAUGACGAUCUUCUCAAAAGAGGAGAAUGGCUAUUAGCCGACUCCGUCUCGUCGGGGGUCACGGCCAUGAGAGCUUUCGUGGAGGUUGACCACACAGUUGAUCGGACCUGCUUGGAUGCGGCAGUCACACUGAAGAGCCAAUGGAGCGAGGUUUGCCACAUCCAGAUCGCUUGUUUCGCUCAAGAUCCCAUCUUCUCCGGCGAACACGGAGCGAAAAACUGCGAUCUGAUCGCAUCGGCUCUACGGGAUUAUCCACAGAUUGAAGUACUGGGAACAACACCCUACGUGGAAUCCAGCGUGGAAGCUUCGAAGAGCAAUAUUGAGUGGGCGAUUGAACAUGCCUUAAAACAUGACUUACACGUCGAUUUUCAUCUGGACUACAAUCUGGAUCCCGGCAAGGAGGCACUGAUCUGGCAUGUUUUGCAGACACUUCAGCAGGCGGGCUGGACACGUCGAACUACGCGGAAACGCGUGAUGUUAGGACACUGCACGCGUUUAACCCUCUUUACCGAUGAAGAAUGGCAGAAAAUUGCCUCUAUCAUUCAUGACAAUGAUCUCCCCGUCAGCUUCGUUGGUUUACCGACCAGCGAUAUGUAUAUGGCCGCGCCACCAGGCCAAGAAAACCCCCAGCAGCAGCCUAGGGGUACCUUACGAGUGCCUGAUUUGAUACGCAAAUAUGACCUGGAUGCAGUGAUUGGUGUCAACAAUGUGGGCAAUGCUUUUACCCCAUGGGGCUCUGCUGACCCCUUAUUUUUGGCCUGUGUCGGAGUCGGGGUUUACCAGGCGGGCUCGCAAGAUGAUGCCGGGCUGUUAUAUGAAUGCGUGUCAAAUCGCGCCCGAGCUGCGAUCGGGCUGUCAACCGAUACUGGUCUUUCUGUACAAGCGGGUGCAUGUCCGGAUCUUGUGAUUUUUCAUAAUCGAGACGAUACCGGUUGUGGGAUAUCCCGUCCACGUGCAAGCGCGGCUGAGGUGGUCUGGGAUCCACCGGCGCGGACUAGCAGAAGUGUCAUUACCAACGGGCGAGUGCAGGUUAGACCUGCAGGGUUGAGUGAUGACUUGACGUAUAAAUGGACAUCUGGAUGA